Molecule: messenger RNA, 1419 nt
Organism: Mycena indigotica
Lineage: Eukaryota; Fungi; Basidiomycota; Agaricomycetes; Agaricales; Mycenaceae
Product: Aldo-ket-red domain-containing protein
Exons: 15
Coding region: 1-1419 (472 amino acids)
Source: RefSeq, a predicted model, not a curated record
AUGUCUGGAGUAGAAAUGCACCAGAGAAAUUGGACCUCGGAUUGUCGUUCCGCGAGUAGGAGCAGGGAUGGGCUGCGACGGUCGAUUUGGCGUGGCUUGAGUAAUCCCUCACUUUUCGCUGGCGAGUCUGACACCCAGGGUGGCGGCCUCUACUGGGCGGAAACAAGCGGCGUGAAAUCAGCCGCGGACGGCCCGGAUGGCAAGCAGCAGGGCACAACCGGCGGGGCAAGUUUUUCACGGUCUACUGCCCCCACCGACGGCGCUCCGCCUUCCGCAGACACCACCGGCCCGUUCGCCGACGCUGCAAUCGAUUCCCAUUCCACUCCUCUCCACCUGCCCCCAUGUCCUCUCCAGUCCCCGUCUUCGACGCAAAAGCGAUGCCCUUCCGCCGGUUGGGCCCCAGCGGUCUGCGCGUGCCGCUCUUCUCUCUCGGCGGCUGGCUCACCCUCGGAGGCUCCGUCGUCGGGCGAGAGCGUCAAGGACAUCAUGCAGGCCGCCUUCGAGAAUGGGAUCAACAUGUUCGACACCGCGGAGGACUACCAGAAAGGUGCGGCUGAGCGCGAAAUGGGACACGCUAUCAAAGAACUUGGCUGGCGCCGCACGGACCUCGUCAUCUCAACCAAGAUAUUCUGGAGCCACGAGCCAGGCACGGGCCCGAACCACACGGGGCUGUCGCACAAACACGUUAUCGAGGGCACGAAGGCUUGUUUGCGACGGCUCCAGAUGGACUAUGUCGACGUCAUCUUCGCAUCGUUGCGAUACCACCGGCUAGUUCCGAUGGAGGAGAUCGUCCGCGCAUUUAACUAUGUUAUCGACCAGGGCUGGGUGAGUGGCUUUCUACUGGGGCACCUCCGAGUGGAGCGCACCAGAUCGAGGAGGCGCAUCGUGAGCGUGUACCUCUCCCGAGACCUCCCGUCGCUUACCCGCAGCACAGAUGUUGCCACGCGCUUAAACCUCAUCGCGCCGAUCGCGGAGCAGUGCAAGCACAACAUGUUCCACCGCGAACGUCCGGAGAAGGAAUACGCCCCUUUGUACGCCAAGUACGGCCUGGGCACAACCGCAUUCUCUGCACUGCAGGGCGGACUGCUGACGGGGAAGUACAACGACGGCAUCCCAGACGGCACGCGCUUCGCCACCGUGCCCAUGUUUCGCGGGGCGACGGAGGGUCCCCAGGGCGAAGAGCUGCUUUGGAAAGUGCGUCUCCUCAGCCAAAUUGCUGCGGGUGCGUCGUUUCUCCCCGACUUGCUGAACUCUGGGCGGAACCGCGCUGGCGCUCGCCUCGAGGCGAACCUCGGCGCGCUUGAGGUCCUGCCCAAGCUGGAUGCUGCGGUGUUGGCGCGGAUCGAGGCUGUGUUGGGUAACCGCCCGCAGGAGCCGGAGACGUAUGGUCGCCCGCCGCUGGAUCAGGGCAUCCUUUGA